Molecule: messenger RNA, 2455 nt
Organism: Lethenteron reissneri (Far Eastern brook lamprey)
Lineage: Eukaryota; Metazoa; Chordata; Hyperoartia; Petromyzontiformes; Petromyzontidae
Product: sialate O-acetylesterase-like
Biological process (GO): carbohydrate metabolic process
Molecular function (GO): sialate O-acetylesterase activity
Source: RefSeq, a predicted model, not a curated record
UCCCAUUCACGUGUUCACUUUAACUCUCCCCGUGCCUCUCGCACUCUCCGUGAAGCUCUCUCCCCUCUAUCUCGAGCCGGGUUUCUCUCUCCCUGUGUCUAUCUACCCCCACAUCUCCCUACCCGUGUCUCGCUCGGAAUGGAAGACCUGUCCCCAUCAAACGUCUUUGCUCCCGGUGUUUACGUCAGGAUAGACCAAGAGAGCAGGAAAAAACUCUGUGUGCCUGCGCUGGUGGCGCUGGUGGCGCUGCUCGUCGGAGUGACGACGGUGGCGUGCUUGGUGGUGCUGGUGGUGAAUUGCACACGCGAGCCUCCUGACAACAGCUCCCCAGGUACCUCCACACGCUUGGUUGAAACGUUCCGCUUGGCUUCCUAUUACGGGGACCACAUGGUCCUGCAGAGGGGACCACGCGGCGCCUUCGUGUGGGGGUUCGGGAAAGCGGGAGCCAAGGUGGUCGUGAGACUCUACAACGCGGAUGAGGACUUGCUGCAGGAGCACGGGAGCAACGUGUCGGCAGAGUCAACCAGGUGGUCCGUGACCCUAGACCCCAUGGAUGCUGGGGGGCCGUUCUCUCUCAAUGCCACCCAGUGGAGCCCUGUCAGGAACGGCACUGGGGGGGAAGUGGCAGAGUUAGUGAUCAGCGACGUCUGGUUCGGAGAAGUGUGGCUUUGCGGUGGGCAAAGCAACAUGCAGAUGACUGUAAAGCAGGUCGUGAAUGCAAGUUGGGAGCUGGCUCAAGCCGCCGACUUUUCUCUCGUCCGCCUGUUCGCAGUCUCCCUGAACGGGUCGCUGCAGCCCCUCGCCGACUUCACGUCGGUCGCACUCCCCUGGAGUCUCCCCACAGCUGACCGUCUGGGCAUGGGAGAAUACACCGUCUUCUCAGCCGUCUGUUGGUUCUUUGGUAGGAACCUACACCUGACUCUGAGGGUCCCCGUGGGAUUGGUGCAGUCCUGCUGGGGUGGCACCUUCAUCGAAUCCUGGUCCUCACCCCGAGCCCUCACACACUGCGGAAUCAACGCACAGCCUCAAAGCAAUGAUCGACUGGAACCAACAGUGCUGUGGAACGCAAUGAUUAACCCUCUGCUCAAUAUGAGCCUCAAAGGGGUCAUCUGGUACCAAGGUGAAAGCAACACUGGGCACAACACUGACCUCUACAACUGCAGCUUCCCGGCCAUGAUUAACGACUGGCGUCAGGGAUUCUCCAUAGCCACCAAUGGCAACACAGACCCGCUUCUGCCAUUUGGAUUUGCGCAGAUCUCCACCAGUAACCCAGGUGACAACACGGACUCGUAUCCACGCAUUCGCUGGCACCAGUCUGCAGACUACGGUUUCUCCCCCAACUCGCGAAUGCCCAAAACCUUCAUGGCCGUGACCAUCGACUUGUGUGACCGCAACUCCAACUACGGGUGGAUCCACCCGCGCUACAAGAAGGAGGUUGCCUCCCGUCUGCUGCUGGGUGCGAUGGCCGUUGCCUACAAUGACAGUUCCUCCAUAUUCCAGGGGCCCUUCCCAGAAUUGGCCACUGUGAACCUCACAACCCAGAUGCUCGUCAUCAGAUAUGGACAGACGCUGAGCCACCGCAAUGACGGACGGGGCGAAUUUCAGAUCUGCUGUUCCCAAGUCCUCGGUCAGUGUCUCGACCCAGAUUGGCACCAAGCCCCAAUCGUCUCUGUACAAGCGCAGAGUGUCUUCCUCAACAUCUCCACCUGCAUCAACACCAGCAGGGCCGUGACGUCCGUCCGUUACGCUUGGUCCAACUGGCCGUGCGAACUCCAUGCUUGUGCUCUCUAUGGAGUGGGGCCCACCGCACUACCAGCACCCCCCUUCAUAAAGGCCGUGCCGUCGGAGGGGGUUUACAUCGGCAGUCCCGCGGGGGUUCCUAACGGCCGUGUUGAUGGGGCCCAUAAUGGCCGUGUUGGGGGGCUGAUAAUGGCCGCGUUGGUGGGGUUCACAAUGGUCAUGUCGGUGGGUUUAUGCCAUGGCCUCUAAGCUGUCCCUCCUCCGGUGGAGUUUGCGGGACCUUGGCUUGGGUCACCACCUUUCUCAGAGACCAAGACUGUAAUAUAUAUUGCGAGGUCAACACUACAGAGUAUAACCACAAUUAAAUUCCACAUAAUCCCUGGACCAAAUGUCAGUAUAAAUCAAUUCUUGUCACGCGAACACAGAUGCCAAUAUCCAGACAUGUGGCAACUCUGUUAGGUGCAUGAGUGGGCAAGCAGUUUGUGGUGUACUGAUUUGCUAAAUACAGUGAGGGAAAAAAGUAUUUGAUCCCCUGCUGAUUUUGUACGUUUGGCCACUGACAAAGAAAUGAUCAGUCUGUAAUUUUAAUGGUAGGUUUAUUUUAACAGUGAGAGACAGAAUAACAACAACAAAAAUCCAGAAAAACGCAUGUCAAAAAUGCUAUAAAUUGAUUUGCAUUUUAAUGAGGGAAAUAAGUAUUUGACCCCUCUGUAAA